This is a messenger RNA of Myotis brandtii (Brandt's bat), 1656 nucleotides long. RefSeq names its product family with sequence similarity 192, member A (gene PSME3IP1). The transcript is spliced from 8 exons. Bases 334 to 1098 code for a protein of 254 amino acids. NCBI's taxonomy places the organism in Eukaryota, Metazoa, Chordata, Mammalia, Chiroptera, Vespertilionidae. The record is from RefSeq and is a predicted model, not a curated record. Gene Ontology annotation, cellular component: nucleus.
GGGUGGACUUUUGUUGUGGCGGCGAGGAACAGGAAGCCCUGAAGGGUCAAAAGGAAUACAAAAGCAAAGGCUAUUUUCUUUUUCUGUUCUUUCUUUUUUUUAACCCCUAAAAAGUAAGCGGCGUUGGCGUUGGCGGUGGCGGUUCGGGGGUGAGCGCUACCGAGGAGAGGGUGUCCCGCCUCCCGCGCGUCGGUAGAUUCUCGGACCCCAUCCCAUCCCCGGAUAGUCUGACUGAGUAGGUCUGGAGUGGGACGCAGGAAACCAGGUGCCGGCCUGGUGGUCAGAUUUCCCAAUGACUUCUUGGGUACCAGCUGCGAGACUGAUUGUUCCAUUAUGGAUGGAGGAGAUGAUGGUAACCUUGUUAUCAAAAAGAGGUUUGUGACUGAGGCAGAACUAGAUGAACGGCGCAAGAGGAGGCAAGAAGAAUGGGAGAAAGUUCGAAAACCUGAAGAUCCAGAAGAAUGUCCAGAGGAGGUGUAUGACCCGCGGUCUCUAUAUGAAAGGCUACAGGAACAGAAAGACAGGAAGCAGCAGGAGUACGAGGAGCAGUUCAAAUUCAAAAACAUGGUAAGAGGCUUAGAUGAAGAUGAGACCAACUUCCUUGAUGAGGUUUCUCGGCAGCAGGAACUAAUAGAAAAGCAGCGAAGAGAAGAAGAACUGAAAGAACUGAAGGAAUACAGAAGUAAUCUCAACAAGGUUGGAAUUGCUCCAGAAAACAAGAAGGAAGUGGAGAAGAAAGUGGCCAUGAAACCCAUAGAUACCAAGAACAAGUUCUCCCAGGCAAAGCUGUUGGCGGGAGCUGUGAAGCAUAAGAGCUCAGAGAGUGGCAACAGUGUAAAAAGACUGAAAUCGGACCCUGACCCAGAUGACAAGAAUCAAGAAGCCUCGUCUUGCGUGGCUCUUGGAAGCACGUCCCUGAGUGGUCCCUCCAUCCACUGCCCCUCGGCUGCGGUCUGUAUCGGCAUCCUCCCAGGCCUGGGCGCCUACUCUGGGAGCAGCGACUCCGAGUCCAGCUCGGACAGCGAAGGCACCAUCAACGCCACCGGCAAGAUCGUCUCCUCCAUCUUCCGAACCAACAGCUUCCUCGAGGCCCCCUAGCUUCUGUGUCCUUAUCCAGGGAGCUCCUCCCCGAGAGUACACAGAUGGCUCACCUGCCUGCAGGCAUUGGCUCCCUCAGAAAACUUCUUUGCCUGCUUCCUGUGCACACCGGGACAUUCUAACCUCGUCUAAAAAUGUGCCGGCACCCACCUGUGUUUGGUUUCUCUUUCCACUCCGGUGCAGAUGCCCAGUCCGGCCCCUGCCUCUCUCCUCACUCAUGUGUGGGGUGGGGGUCAGGGCCCGGCAGAAACCCCCCUGAAAACGCCCUGGGAAGACAGGGCAGCUGGCUGGUACAGGGUUUGGGUUAUGUUGCUUUCUUGUGGUUUUUUGUUUUGUUUUGUUUUGUUUUGUUUCCUUUCUGAACAGCACAGGGAAGCAAGGGCCAUUCUUGGACAGGUAUUCUUUUAAACAUUCUCUCCUAGAUGAACACAUUGUUUGGUGGCACUGCAUUGUGGAGAUGCGGACGGAGAGAACUGGUCCAGGUAAUGAACUGGCGCACUCCCCUGGAACUAACCAGUUCUUGAUGUUGUGUGACUAAGAUUAAAAACUACAUCUGCA